AUCAAGACGACCGAAUAGGUAAAAUGGAAUCAAGCAUCAAGGAAUUAAUAAAGGCCAUCUUGGAUCUUAAAGAAAAUAGGGAACCUUCCUUAUACCAUAAUCAGAGAACUCAAAAUCAGCAGCCCGGUAACCAAAAUCAAACUAUCCGAUCUCGUAGAUGUUACCAAUGUGAUCAGGAAGGUCAUCUUUCAAGAGAUUGUCCUACCAGGGCACAACAAACCCUACCUGAUAAUUAA
Cetraspora pellucida is the source of this 236-nucleotide messenger RNA. The record is from the annotation of a GenBank genome assembly. NCBI's taxonomy places the organism in Eukaryota, Fungi, Glomeromycota, Glomeromycetes, Diversisporales, Gigasporaceae.